Molecule: messenger RNA, 1755 nt
Organism: Racocetra fulgida
Lineage: Eukaryota; Fungi; Glomeromycota; Glomeromycetes; Diversisporales; Gigasporaceae
Source: the annotation of a GenBank genome assembly
UAUAUGAAGUAUUAACUUUUUGGUAUGGUUAUUAUUUGUACCAAGGUAUUGGUAGUGAUAUAGAUAAAGAAAAGGCAUCAAAAUUAUAUAAAAUUGCAGCCGACAAAGGUGUUGCAUCUCAAUUGCGCUAUGCGUUUUCAUUAAUUGAUGGGGAAAAUACAAUAAAUGAGGAAGUUAGAACAAAUUUUAUUACUUAUCUUUCUAAGUCUGCUGAUAAUGGUAACCAUUUGGCUCAAUAUAAUUUAGAAAAACUUUUUUAUUUUGGUAAACUGAAUGUUCCAGUAGAUAAAGAAAAGGGUAAAAAAUUUUUAAUAAUAGCAGCUAAGAAUAAUAAUUCAGAAGCUAUAGAUUUGUGUAGAGAAGAAAAUAUUAGUUGGGAAAAAAUUAAUUGGGAUGAUUCGGCGACCGAGAUGAAUCCGUGGGAUUUAAUUUAUGCAGAAAUAUGUAAAAAAUCCUAUUGUACCAAAAUCGUUGCUACCUAUCUUUCUUGCCUAGAUGCCAAGGAUAAGUCGAUUCUUUACAACAAUAAUGAUAAUAGCAUUUUGCUACCACAUUUCCUCAAUACUACAACCACCUUUGAUUAUGUUUGCUACCUAAGAUCUUAUUCUAAGAAAAAUAUUGACCAAAUAAUAGAAAGUUGGAUUAAUAACAUUACUAAAGACUUAACUCUUCAGGAACAGGCUAUUUGUUUACUGAAAAGUUCCAUUUCUUUGGCUCUAGAAAAAAUGAUUUUAAAGAAAUGCAAGAUAAUUCGCAACAUACAUAUCGUUGAAACAGGAACUAUCUCUUUUUUAAAUCCACAAAUUGAUACGAUUUGCACUUGGGAAAACUUAGAAUUUUGCUUGUUGGAACUUAAUGUUGUUACAAAAGUUAUUGAUUUUAAGAAAAUACUUAAGCAGAUUUUUCAUCAUAGUGCUAAACUAAAAAGUUUAGAUUUUUUGAUUGCCAGAUAUCAUUCUAGCAUUUUUGAUCUCCUAAAUGGUUUGGUGCAAAUGCAGGAUAAAAUUCAAAAAAUUAGUCUCGAGACGUACACUUACAAUCCUCGGCUUUUAAUAACAGCUUAUUCUAAUUUAGUUAAUCAGCAAAAGAAUUUAAGAAGUUUUAAAUUUAUAGCUAAUGCAUAUUCCUUCUAUCAGGAUCUUUCUACUCAUCGUUCUGGUUUGGUAGAAAUUGAUAACUUCAAUUUUGCUGCUGACAACUUAAUGAAAAUAGUAUUAAAUAUAGUAAAAGUUACUCCAGAACUACUAGCCAAAUUAAGUCAAUUACCUAAUCUCGAGGUUUUACAAAUCAAAUACUGUGCUAUCCAAGAAGAGCUUGACUAUACCGCUUGCCAAGGCAAAUUCUACAAAUUACAUGACUUAGAGCUAUUCUAUAAUGGAAGAUUGGAAAAAAUACUGUUUACUAGUUAUGAUUUCAGUUUCUUGCAAACUCUUAAUUUAUCAGAAACCAAUAUAGAUCAUAAAGUUUUACUGGAAAAAUUAGGACCAUGGCUGUACAAGUUUCCGAAGCUCAAAAGAUUAACUUUGUCUUUAGGUUUUCCUAAAUGUUUAUCAGAUCUAAAAAAAGUGUUUGCCUCGAACUCGCAAUUAACUCAUUUAAUUUGUAAUAGAUUAAUUAAAAAUACAUCUGACAGUGGUUGUUGCCUAGAACAAGUAUAUACCUACAAAGAAUUUGAAAAAGAAGAAUUAGACACAAUUGAGUAUUUUCGCCAAAAGAAUGUGACUAUUAUCAUAAAAGGUUAUGCAACCAUUUAUA